AGCUGGCCCGUCGGCCAGGGGGGUGACGGCCGAUGGCCGCCGAGGGUGACGCCCCCGGGGCCAUAGCGCAGAUCCUGGCGGACGCCCUCGUCGAUGCUCCCGCGGACGACGAGGCCGACGAGGCGGACCGGGGCGCGGAGGAAGAGGGCGGCGGCGCUGCCCAGCAGGAGGCGCUCCACGGCGGCGGGCCCGAGCGGCGCGGGGCCGCGGAGAACCGCGAGAUCUUCGGCGAGAACAGGCGUCGCGUCGCCGCCAGCGUGCUGGCCAGCAUUCCUGGCUUCUCGUGCGUGACCAUGUCGACGAUUCUGCUGAUCUCGGCCUUCGCUCUGUGGGUCUACCACGACGCCUACAUGGCGUACGAAACCUUCAGUCGUGAAGGAGUAUAUUGCGACCAGCCGCUCGACAAGUGGCUGUUUAUUGCUGUGCUUAUUUUGCCUGUGCAGCUGGUGUGCGUCAUCGUUUACAGGAAAUUGCGGACGAUGCGGCCUCCUCGACGCCGGCGAAGAAGAGAUAGCCCAAGGCAGCCCAGGUAUGUGUGGAUGCUGGGCGCCUUCCUGAGACUGUGGCUACUGGUGGUCAACCCGUUUUUCCUCCUGUGGGGCUACAAUUACACCACCCAUUCCAGGAAUUGCGACCCCGCCUUGAUGGACGCCGCCUCGGAGUUCAUAACCUUUGAGGCCAUCGUCGUAGCGGGGAGCAUCAUCAUCGUGUACUGUGUCACCCCAGCGGUCCUGGGCGCGCACGCCAGCGGCAGGGUGGCGGGGCGGCAGCAAGCCCGCCGUGGCGCUGGGCAGCCCGCCAGGCGGCAGAUGACCGCGUCCGAAGGGGCCAUUGACCGCAUCGAGACUGUGCCGUUCAGCCCGGAGCUGUUCUCCGAGGCCUCGGACGACCAGGAGCCGCCGGAGUGCUGCAUCUGCCAGAUGGAGUUCGACGCGGACAAUCCCAUCAAGCGGACGCUCUGCAAGCAUUUCUUCCACGAGACGUGCCUGGCUGACUGGAUCGGCAACUAUUCCAAAGCCUGCCCGCUCUGUAGAACGGAUUUGGACGUACCAGACGGCGCUGCGGGAUGAGCAUUGGAUUCCUCUCGCUCGGCGCGUGAUGCGACCUUCCCCCUUGCGUGCGUUGCACCAGUGCGUCUUUUGUCUAUACCUCCACGCCGUCCCCUUAGCCGUCCAUCUGUUACAUCCUCCUCACCCUUCUCGAUCCCAUCCCCUAGGUCCUCCUCUGGAGCUGCUCGUCAAAGACGAGCAGUGUGAGCAGUUAUUGGACGCAUCCGUCGCUCGGCGGCCGUAAUUCGACUUUCUCACCCGCGUUCUCUGCGUCAGGGCUUCCCACUGUCUGGAAACUUGAGCCCUUCCGCUGGCGCCGAGAGAGCGGGGGCACCCCAGGCCCUCGUGCUCCUUCGACCCGAGCACGCCGAUGGGCCGACGGGUUCCCAACGUCAGCGUGCUGCUGGUCCCGUCCACGGGCCCGCGGCCUGGCGGGCAAGGGCUGUCGCCAGGCCGCGGGCCGAGGGCCCACGCGCCUCGGGCACGGCGCUCGCCGGCCCUGGCGCCCUGCUCUCGCCAGGCCCCCGCCGGCUGCCUGCUCUGCUCUUCCCCCCC
Messenger RNA from Prorocentrum cordatum, 1604 nucleotides. NCBI's taxonomy places the organism in Eukaryota, Dinophyceae, Prorocentrales, Prorocentraceae. The record is from the annotation of a GenBank genome assembly.